Solanum tuberosum (potato) is the source of this 1670-nucleotide messenger RNA. Its product is annotated as cytochrome P450 83B1-like. The coding region runs from base 1 to 1500 and encodes 499 amino acids. The transcript has 2 exons. The record is from RefSeq and is a predicted model, not a curated record. NCBI's taxonomy places the organism in Eukaryota, Viridiplantae, Streptophyta, Magnoliopsida, Solanales, Solanaceae. Gene Ontology annotation, molecular function: iron ion binding; oxidoreductase activity, acting on paired donors, with incorporation or reduction of molecular oxygen; monooxygenase activity.
AUGAUAUUUUUUCUCCUCUUUGUGGCCAUUCCUAUUUGCCUCAUCUUUCUUCUUCCUAAAGCCAAAAGGGGUGGAAAAAAUAAGGUGCCACCAGGUCCUUUAGGGCUUCCAUUCAUUGGAAAUUUGCAUCAAUUUGAUUGUUUGGCUCCUCAUAUCUAUUUUUGGAAACUUUCUAAGAAAUAUGGUAAAGUAUUCUCAUUGAAACUUGCUUCUGUUCCUAUUGUUGUAGUUUCUUCAGCAAAAUUAGCAAAAGAAGUACUCAAGACACAAGAUUUAGUGUUCUGUAGUAAACCCUCUCUUGUUGGCCAACAAAAAUUGUCUUACAAUGGUCAUGAUAUUGUCUUUGCACCUUACAAUGACUAUUGGAGGGAAAUGAGAAAAAUAUGUGUUCUUCAUUUAUUUAGUCUCAAGAAAGUGCAUUUAUUUGGUCCGAUUCGUAAAGAUGAAGUCUCAAGAAUGAUCAAGAAAAUAUAUCAACAAGCUGCUAAUUCUCAAGUCACUAAUUUGAGUAAUUUGUUGAUUUCACUUAAUAGUACAAUUAUUUGUAGAGUUGCUUUUGGUGUUAGAUUUGAUGAAGAAGCAUAUGAAAGGAAGAGAUUUAAUCAUAUUGUGGAUGAAGGUGAAGCUAUGUUGGCAAGCUUUUUUGUGUAUGAUUUUUUUUCAUCUUUAAAUUGGAUAGAUAAACUCACCGGACAGACAGACAGACUUGAGAAGAGUUUCAAAGAUUUGGAUGAGUUUUAUGAAGAACUGAUUGAACAACAUCACAAUCCCAAUAGGCCAAAAUCCAUGGAAGGAGAUAUUAUAGAUCUUUUGCUUCAAUUAAAAAAAGAGCAAUUAACACCAAUUGAUUUGUCUUUGGAGGAUAUAAAAGGAAUUAUCAUGGUAAUUUUCCAUUUCUUUAACCUAUCUACUUCUACACGCGCUCAUACACACAUAUACGUAUACAUAUAUAUUGUCAAGAAUCCAAAAGAUAUGAAGAAAGUUCAAGAAGAGAUCAGAAAUUUAAUGGGGAACAAAAACAUUGUAAAUGAAGAUGAUAUUCAAAAUAUUCCUUAUUUCAAAGCACUGAUAAAAGAGACUUUAAGAUUAUUUCCACCAGUUCCACUCUUAAUACCAAGAGAAUCAAUGAAAAUAUCCACACUAGAAGGGUAUGAACUUCAACCAAGAACUAUAGUUUAUGUUAACGCAUGGGCAAUUGCAAGAGAUCCUGAAAUAUGGGAAAAUCAAGAAGAAUUUAUGCCUGAAAGAUUCUUGAAUAGCGAUAUCGACUUCAAGGGACAAGACUAUGAGUUUAUUCCAUUUGAAGCAAGUAGAAGAGGGUGUCCAGCAAUGGCACUUGGGGUUGCAUCUGUGGAACUUGCAUUAUCAAAUCUUCUUUAUGCAUUUGAUUGGGAGUUACCUUAUGGGUUGAAAAAGGAGGACAUUGACAUAAAUGAUAGACCUGGAAUUACAGUGAAUAAAAAAAAUGACCUUUGCCUUAUCCCUAAAAAAUAUUUCUAAAAUACAUCCCAAAGUGAAUCUAAGGGGAGUUGGUUCUUGAGGUAAGGCAUCAAUUGCUUUCGACUCGAAUUAAUCACUUUGUCGUAUAAAGGAUUGUUUUGAAGUGUUAUUCUGUAAUUGAAUGAUAAUAAGUCAAUUUUCAUUGGUUGUGAAUGCAUUUUAUAUAUGUA